AGAAGUAACAGCUGAAUGUUGUGCAGGACUCCACGUUUGAAGUGAUCUAUUUGGACUCGGCUGGGGAGAUGUGCACGAUGCUGGCGGCUUGUUUCAGUGCAGCCAGAGGAGAUGGGCCAGAUCGUCAGCGUAGAGCUCUGCAGGACCAGGUGGUGAAUCCUCGUCAUUGGCACAGUGUGGAACCCCGACAGAUGGCAGACAACUCCUCAGAAUACCUGGAUGACUCUACUGAUGAGGAUGAAGAGGACGAUGAAUAUGAGGAGUCAGAUGAUGAGUUGGGUGACUACUUGGAUGAAGAGCAGUUGGAUGACCCCAACAACACAACAGCUGACAUGACUGAUACCCAGAUGAACUCCACAACAGUAACUGAAGCUGAAGAAACGAUGAACACCUCAAUGCCUGUAAAACCCAGACUGGGGAGAGGGUUGGCUGACAUGGAGAUGUCUGGUGACAUGGAAGAAGAUAAUACUGAGGGUGACUCCUUUUCAUCUUUAGAACCUGGACUAGGGAUGGGGAUGGAGAUGGAGGACAUGAAGUCAUCUGAUGAUCCAGAGGACAUGGAGGAAGAUGAGGAUGACUAUUCUGAAGAUGACACCUUUCCACCUUUUGAACCCAGACUGGUGAGAGGGAUGAAUGACAUGGAGGCAUCUGAUGACCCAGAGGACAUGGAAGAUGACAUCUCUUCUGAGGAAGAGGACUAUGCUGAUUCUGAUGAAGAUGACUCAGAUUCCGAGGAUGAAUCUGAUGACGGCAGUUCCACAACAGCCAAGAUGACUGAAUAUCAGAUGAACACCACAGCUGUAGAUGCCCACGUAGCACCAACGGCACUGAACACCUCAAUGCCUUUAGAACCCAGACUGGGGAGAGGGAUGGAGGACAUGGAGAUGUCUGGUGACCCAGAAAACAUGGAGGAAGAUGAUUCUGGUGACUAUGACAUGUCUGGAGCUGAGAUGAAUGCUUUAUCUUUUGAACCCAGACUGCUGAGAGGGAUGGAUGACCUGUUGGCAUCUGAUGACCCAGAGGACAUGGAGGAAGAUGAGGAUGAUUCUGAAGAUGACUAUGAUUCUGAGGAUGAAACCUCUUCACCAUUACUCCCUAGAUUGGUGAGGGGGAUGGAGGAGCAUGAGGAUUAUGAUUAUUCUCAGUAUGAUGACGCCUCUCCCCUCUUGGUACCCAGAUCGGUGAGAGGGAUUGAUGAUGAUGAUGCUUCUGGGGAUGAGGACUACAAUGACUAUUCUGGGGAUGACAAGAUGUCUGACGGUAGCGGCGAGGUCUCAGAUGAUUGAUGUUCCACAACCUGCACCUCCAGUCCACAUCUGGACCAGUGGCACCUAGACCACACAACAGCAGAGGUCCUUGGUCCACCCCUUGUAUCUCCUCACUCUCUCUAUGAAAUAAAGUACAGUUUUACAUCA
Acanthochromis polyacanthus (spiny chromis) is the source of this 1415-nucleotide messenger RNA. RefSeq names its product nucleolin-like. The record is from RefSeq and is a predicted model, not a curated record. NCBI's taxonomy places the organism in Eukaryota, Metazoa, Chordata, Actinopteri, Pomacentridae. The transcript is spliced from 2 exons. Bases 69 to 1286 code for a protein of 405 amino acids.